UCUGUAUAGAAUAAGGUCCAACAAGAACCUCUGCUGGUGGAAUGUUUAUAUCCACCAGUCUUCUGAAAACCCUUCAUAUAUAUCUUCCUUUUGUUACCCUUUUUGCCUUUUGAAUUAGUUGUUCAGAACCCUAGCCUUCAUACACCUCUUGCCUUCAGACCGGAAUCGAACAGAGGGGAAGAUCUCGCCGAGAAUAGACCGGAAUCGAACAUCUCGCCGAGAAUAGACCGGUUGGAAGGUGCAGAUACUAUUUUGCUCUACAGGCAGCUACACACAGCGUACUCUUUUCUUGAUCAUAUGUGGUAUUCGCCAAUAUCUUGGUCAUCUGACCAAGGAGCAUCACGUUGGCUUUGAAGCAGCUGUUCUACAUAAUUUCAGCGUUGUUUUUUAUUUACUGAUGAAAUUGAUAUUUUUAUGUCCAUGAUGAACAAUUUUACUCUCCUAUGCCCCCCUCUCAAUAAAUUUUCCAUUUUUUUGAUGAUGGGUUAUAGAAAAUUUGAUCUAUGCAUCUGGGUUUGUCAAUCUUGAGGAGUUUUGGCGUAUGGUGAGACCAGGUUUGAUCUCUGUUUCUUUUGACUCUUGCAUGGUUCGUUGGUCUGGAGUUUUGGAGUUGAAGUUGAGUGGACUCUGGAAUUGAUUUUGGAGAAUUGUGUUAGCUUUAGAGGUGGCAAUUGAUGUUUAUUAGAAAACCUGGAACUGCCUCUGAUGAAGAAGAAAUGAAGAGAGAGUAACUGCGUAAUUUGCCGAAUAAUCAGAAGGUGCAAGGACUGCUUUCAGUCUUGCUGGGACAAUGGUUGGAUUCUAGCCUGUGAAGGUGUUGCCUUCUAAGACACCUAUUGCACCUAUUCACCCAACAUUCUUGCCGGAACUGAGGAUGAACGUGAGAUGUGUGCAAGAACUAUAUACUGUACAGAUAUUGACAAGAAGAGGUUUGUCAUUUCAAUGGGAAAUUUUAAGUUUUAUGUUUUCCUUUCUCUCUGCUUUGGCAUGGAUGGUCAUGUUGAUGGAAAUCUUCGGCUAUGGGAUAUUCAGAAAGGAAAGCUGCUCAAUGAAGUUUCUGCACACUCAAAUACUGUUAUGGCAAUUCUAGCUAUAACAUAAACCACGGAGGUUUAGUCAAUGUUCAAAUGGACCAUGAAGCUAAGCUUAUUCCAUUCCCUCCAAAACCCUUGUCUUCCCCAACGACUUUACCUGCCCCUUAAACCCAAAACCCUCCCGACCCAAUUUCUAAACUCUGCUAAACACAUCCAAACCUUAGCUCAAUUCUCCACACACCCACAAACCGCCCCUAUCCAAAGCUCACUCGAAACCCACAAUUCUAUCUCCUUCUCUAAGCUAUUGUCGCAAUGCGCUGCUUCCAAAUCUGUGCGUGUGGGCAUGGAAGUCCAUGCCCACUUAAUCAGAUUCGGGUUGUCCCAAGACUCGAGCUUUCGGAACCAUUUGAUCAAUUUCUAUGCAAAAAGCAGGUUUUUUGGGCAUGCCCGGAAGCUGAUCGACGAAAGUCCUGAACCAGAUUUGGUUGCUUGGUCUGCUUUGAUUUCUGGGUAUGCCCAAAAUGGGCUUGGUAGAGAAGCCAUUUCAGCUUUUCAUGAGAUGCAUGGAUUGGGGGUGAGGUGUAAUGAGUUUACGUUCCCAAGUGUGCUCAAGGCUUGCUCUAGUUCUAAAGAUUUGAGGCUGGGAAAGCAGGUUCAUGGGGUGGUGUUGGUUACCGGGUUUGAGUGCGAUGAGUUUGUUGCGAAUACUUUGGUUGUUAUGUAUUCGAAAUGUGGGGAGUUUGGGGAUUCCAGGAGGCUGUUUGAUGCAAUUCCGGAGAGGAAUGUUGUUUCGUGGAAUGCGUUGUUUUCGUGUUAUGUGCAGAGUGAUUUCUUUGGGGAGGCAAUGGAUUUGUUUGAGGAAAUGGUUGUGAGUGGUAUAAGGCCUAAUGAGUAUAGUCUGUCUAGUAUAAUAAAUGCUUGUACUGGGUUGGGGGAUGGUAGAAGAGGAAGGAAAAUUCAUGGAUAUAUAGUUAAGCUUGGGUAUGAUUCGGAUUCUUUCUCAGCCAAUGCUCUUGUUGACAUGUAUGCAAAAGCCAAAGGUCUUGAAGAUGCAAUUUCAGUUUUUGAGAAAAUUGCACAACCAGAUAUUGUAUCCUGGAAUGCUGUUAUUGCUGGUUGUGUUCUUCACAACUGCCAUGGUCAGGCGCUCAAAUUGUUCAGGCAACUGAGAGGGUCAGGAAUCUGUCCAAACAUGUUUACAUUAUCAAGUGCGCUUAAAGCUUGUGCUGGGACGGGGUUCGAGAAAUUGGGUAGGCAGUUGCACUCUUUCUUGAUAAAGAUGGAUACAGAAUCAGAUUCAUAUGUCAAAGUUGGACUGAUAGAUAUGUAUUGCAAGUGUGAGAUGAUGACUGAUGCAAGGGUGCUUUUUAAUAUGAUGCCAAAGAAAGACAUGAUUGCAUGGAACGCUGUUAUAUCUGGUCAUUCACAGAUGGCUGAAGACAUAGAAGCUGUAACCCUCUUUCCUGAAAUGCUUAGGGAAGGAAUAGGAUUCAACGAGACUACUUUAUCUACAGUCCUCAAAUCCACAGCGAGCUUGCAGGCAGUAAAAGUUUGUGAACAAGUUCAUGCUCUUUCAGUCAAAACAGGUUUUCAGUCUGAUAUGUAUGUUAUAAAUAGCCUUCUUGAUACAUAUGGAAAAUGUGGCCAAGUAGAAAAUGCAGUAAGAAUUUUUGAAGAAUGCAAAACUGAAGAUUUGGUGGCUUUCACAUCAAUGAUCACUGCCUAUGCUCAAUAUGAACAAGGCGAAGAAGCUCUCAAACUGUAUGUGCAAAUGCUAGUGAGAGGGAACAAGCCUGAUUCAUUUGUAUGCAGUUCUCUUCUGAAUGCUUGUGCAAAUUUAUCGGCAUAUGAGCAAGGGAAGCAGAUUCAUGUUCAUAUUCUGAAGUUUGGAUUUUUGUCUGAUGCUUUUGCUGGAAAUUCCCUUGUUAAUAUGUAUGCAAAAUGUGGAAGCAUAGAUGAUGCGGGUCGUGCUUUCUCCGAGGUACCUGAGAGAGGAAUAGUUUCAUGGUCUGCAAUGAUUGGAGGACUUGCUCAACACGGACAUGGAAAAGAAGCCCUCAAUAUGUUCAAUCAGAUGCUUGGAGAUGGUAUUUGCCCCAAUCAUAUUACUUUAGUCAGUGUCCUCUGUGCAUGCAAUCAUGCAGGUUUGGUAACUGAAGCCAGAAAAUAUUUUGAGUCAAUGAAAGAGUUGUUUGGGGUUGUACCAAGGGAGGAGCAUUAUGCCUGCAUGAUUGAUCUUCUUGGCAGAGCAGGAAAGAUAAACGAGGCAAUGGAGCUUGUCAACACAAUGCCAUUUCAAGCAAACGCCUCAGUUUGGGGGUCACUUCUUGGUGCCUCAAGAAUCCAUAAAAAUGUUGAGCUUGGUGAACGUGCUGCUGAUAUGCUCUUAGUUCUGGAGCCUGAGAAAUCCGGUACCCAUGUACUACUUGCAAACAUUUAUGCAGCAGCUGGCAUGUGGGACAAAGUAGCGAAAAUGAGAAGACUUAUGAAAAAUAACCAGGUAAAGAAGGAACCUGGGAUGAGUUGGAUUGAGGUCCAAGACAAGGUACACACCUUUAUUGUAGGAGAUAGAAGUCAUUCAAGAAGCAGGGAGAUAUAUGCAAAACUUGAUGAGCUGCUUGACCUUAUGCAUAAAGCUGGCUAUGUUCCAAUGGUGGAGAUUGACCUCCAUGAUGUGGAACAAAGCGAGAAGGAGCGACUUCUGCGAUACCACAGUGAGAAGCUUGCAGUGGCUUUCGCAUUGAUUGUCACUCCGCCUGGAGCUCCCAUUAGAGUGAAGAAGAAUUUAAGAGUAUGUGUAGAUUGCCAUACUGCAUUCAAGUUCAUCUGUAAAAUUGUCUCGAGGGAGAUAAUCGUGAGGGACAUCAAUAGAUUCCAUCAUUUCAAAGAUGGCUCAUGCUCUUGUGGGGAUUACUGGUGAUUUAUACUGGAGAAGAGAUCGGCUGAGCAUGGAUGAUUUCGAGGUGGAAGACGAGGUCCGACCGGACUUCCCGUGUCCGUAUUGCUACGAGGACUUAGACAUCGCGUCGUU
Molecule: messenger RNA, 4065 nt
Organism: Rosa rugosa (rugosa rose)
Lineage: Eukaryota; Viridiplantae; Streptophyta; Magnoliopsida; Rosales; Rosaceae
Product: pentatricopeptide repeat-containing protein At5g04780, mitochondrial-like
Exons: 7
Coding region: 1120-3954 (944 amino acids)
Biological process (GO): RNA modification
Molecular function (GO): protein binding; RNA binding; zinc ion binding
Source: RefSeq, a predicted model, not a curated record